GGCUGACCGAGGAAGAAAGAGACGCGUUAACGGUGGAUCGGUGGAGUAGCGAGGAUCGUGAUCGUUUGAUCGUCGCUGGAAGUCAAUGUCGAGAUACACGGUCGCAGGUAGUCGCCCUCUACUACGCUCUCGCGUAAAGAUUGGGUUCGUGCGUGUAUGGAGGCUCGUAGUAGUCGCGACGCUGCCGAGAGCGGUGGCUGAAGUGCGUGCACGUCGCUCUUCGUGAUCUCUUCGCGGCCAGUGUCGGUGCGCAUUUCUUUCCACGGGAAUUCAUUGCCCGUGUACGACGGGUGAAAGUUCGAGGAAAGGGAUUAAUAAUCGACCACGGUGUCCUGGGUGUGACUCACGCGAUGUGACAAAUUUCUGACGACCUUGGCGGGACGAUGAAGCGGAAAAUGGAAGUUAAAUAGGGGGAGAAAGAAAGAGGAAGCAACGAAGAUGGGACGCUUGUCCGCGAGGGUAGAACAAGAGAAGGUGCGCGCGUUGUAAGAGGGUGGCUGCCAUGGCGAGGUGGAAAUGGAUGCUCCCGUUGCUCGCGGCCUUCUGCACCCUGACCGACGCUUACCUGGCCGUCCUCUCGUCCAGCACGCCAACCGGUAGCGUGGUGUUCGAGGCAGGUGUACCUCAACUGGGUGGUCGUCGGAAGUACGAGGUCUCCUGCGAACGAACAGCCUGGUUCGCGAGGAAAUUGCUCAAAGUACAUCCUCACACGGGUCGCGUAACUCUGGCGCGACCACUGAGCUGCGACGGCCUCCAGUAUCCGCGGAUUUUCACCUUCUACGUGGACUCGACCAGUUCCAGACUUGGCAGACCGACGAUAGACUACUACAGCCUGCCGUUGAGGAUACUGAUCACCGGAUGCGGCGGAGAAAAUCGAGACCUAGCUGCCACUCGAGGAUGGAUGGCGGAGACCUUGGCUUCGUACGCCAUGCCCAGCACCGAGAGGUUUACCGAGGUGUGCCUUAGAACGUCCCAGCUGGUUGCCGCGUUACGCGAUUUCCUUCCACAGACGGCAUUGAAGGAGUGCGAGACGAGAUGGGGAGGAGUGGCAGAUCCUAGGUUUUUGAUAGAAGGCGCCGCGGGUGAUUUGGUCUCGGCCACCGAGCAAUGUCUGGUCGAUCCACUUUGGAAGAUUUCGGUAUCGAUGAACCUUAGAUGCGGCAUGGAAUCGCGGCUGACAGACGCCGAGCAUCGUCUCAAGAUCGUAUUUCAUCAUCGUCAAUUGGACGACACGGAUUUAGGCAGGCGAGUUAGAAGAGAGCUGAAGAACCAGUCGCCGUACUUCGAACAGCCUCUCUACAUGGGAGCAGUGGAGGAGGAGAAAGAUCCAGGGGUUUAUGUUACUUCCGUUCGCGCGAGAGAUCCGGAAGGAGGAACGGUCCGUUAUUCUAUGAGCUCUCUGUUGGAUGCCAGGUCCCAGUCGUUGCUGGUUCUAGAUCCUGUUACGGGCAGAGUCACCACUCGGGCUAGGUUAGACAGAGAGAGCGUUGACGUGCAUUAUUUCCGAGUACUGGCUGUGGACGAUUCUUUUCCACCCAGAACGGGCACCACCACCCUCCAGGUGAACGUACUAGACGCGAACGAUCAUGCGCCAAGUUUCGAAUGGCCGGAAUACGACGCGUCUGUCCGAGAGGGUGUACCAGUGGGAUCAACGGUGGUUACAGUCAAAGCGACGGAUCAAGAUGCGAGUAGGAACGCCGAGCUGGAGUACACGAUCUUGUCCACGACUAGUGGCAGCGGAACGGUGAACACCGACGAUGCCUUGACUUUUCGAAUAGACCCUAGAUCAGGAGUAGUUACCACACGUACACCGCUCGACAGGGAAAAGACCGAGGUCUACACAGUGAUGCUGAGCGUGUCCGAUCAAGCGACACCACCCUCUGCAAGGAAAACAGCCAAUGCCACCCUGGUGGUACGCGUGUUGGACGAUAACGACAACUAUCCUCAGUUCACCGAACGAACCUACUCCGUGUGGAUACCAGAAGAUCUAGACUACACAGCUAAUCCUGUGAUAGCUCGUAUACGAGCCACCGACGCGGACUAUGGGAACAACGCGGCUGUUAGAUACGCCAUAAUCGGCGGAAACACCCAGAACACCUUCUCCAUAGAUUCUAUGAGCGGUGAUGUGGCUCUGGUGAAGCCCCUUGACUACGAGUCCACCAGGAGUUAUAAAAUAGUAAUACGUGCACAGGACGGUGGUACGCCUGCUCGUUCCAACACCACCCAGUUAUUGGUCCACGUGAAAGAUGUGAACGAUAACGCUCCACGAUUUUAUACGAGUCAUUUUCAAGAAUCCGUGUCGGAGAACGUGGCCAUAGGGUACUCGAUGCUGAGGAUACAGGCGUACGACGCUGACGAAGGGGCGAAUGCUCAGAUAAAGUACACUAUCGGGGCUAGAGACUUUUCUGGGGCCUCCACGGAGAACUUCCCGAUAACGGUCAACUCGGAGACUGGAUGGAUCUACACGACGAAGCAACUGGACCGGGAGCAAUGUUCCAGAUACCAGUUCACGGUAAUCGCUGCUGACUCGGGUGAAAGCCCGAAAUCGGCCAGCGCAACUGUGAUACUCACCGUCACCGACGUGAACGAUAACGAUCCCUAUUUCGACCCGAAGAACUACGAAGCCGUGGUGUCAGAGGACGAUCCACCGGGCACCCCGGUCACCUCGGUUACAGCCACCGAUCCUGACGAGGACGCGAGGAUACACUACGAGAUCACCACAGGGAACACGAGGGGUCGAUUCUCGAUAGCGUCUCAGAAUGGACGGGGUUUAAUCACGGUCGCGCAACCGCUAGAUUACAAACAAGAGAAGAGGUUCGUGCUGACCGUCACAGCGUCCGACAGCGGAGGUAGAACCGACACAGCCCUCGUCUACGUGAACGUGUCGGACGCGAAUAAUUUUUCACCCGUUUUCGAGAACGCACCCUACUCCGUCUCCGUGUUCGAGGACGCCCCAAUCGGCACUACGGUUCUGGUCGUCAGUGCAACCGAUUCGGACGUUGGAAAAAAUGCUCAAGUAACUUAUAGCUUGGACACGGAUGGAGGGGACCAAGCAGUUUCCGAAUUUACCAUUAAUCCUCAAACUGGAGCCAUAACGACCACCCGGCCCCUGGAUCGCGAGCUCGUACCCGCAUAUCUUUUGACGGUUACAGCAAGGGACGGGGGUGUACCACCUUUGUCCGACACUACCGAUGUAGAGAUAUCCGUUACGGAUGUGAACGACAAUUCUCCGGUUUUUGAGGCCCCACAGUACCAGGGUUCGAUCCCGGAAGACGUACUGGUUGGUACUAGUGUUCUGAGAGUCUCUGCUACCGACGCCGACACUGAUCUUAAUGGCAGGGUGAGAUACGCGCUGGACGACGAUGGCGAUGGUGCUUUCGCUGUAGAUUCGACCACAGGAAUAGUCAGAACAGCCAAACCAUUGGACAGAGAAUCCGUCGCGAGAUACGUCUUGAAAGCCAUUGCUAUGGACAGAGGAUCUCCCUCCCUUUCGACAACUGUGCCAGUUACCAUCAAGAUAGAAGACAUAAACGAUUCACCACCCGCCUUCGAGAACGACAAAAUCGUCCUGUACAUAGCUGAGAAUUCCCCGAUAGGCUCGACAGUCGGUGAAAUCUACGCACACGACCCAGACGAGGGUCCAAAUGCUGUGGUGCAAUAUUCUGUGAUAGGAGGCGAGGAUUCAAAUAGCUUCGCUUUGAACGUUAGACCAGGAUCUGAUCGUGCUGAAUUGAUCACUUUAGAAGAGCUGGAUUAUGAGUCACCAAAGAAAAAAUUCGAAUUGGUCGUGCGUGCUGCCUCGCCUCCUUUGAGAUCUGACGCUUUGGUCCAGAUUCUGGUCACAGACGUGAACGACAACGCGCCAGUGUUGAAAGAUUUUCAAAUCAUCUUUAAUAACUUCAAAGACUUCUUUCCCACCGCACCCAUCGGCAAAAUACCCGCCGUCGAUGCGGACGUCACCGAUAAGCUUACGUACACCAUACUCGCUGGUAAUAACGCAAAUUUGAUCGAGCUGAACAGGACUACUGGCGAGAUUCGCUUGUCACCUCAGCUGAAUACCAACGUGCCACGUGUGGCCACGAUGGAGGUCUCCGUCACUGAUGGAAUCAACGAAGUUAAAGCCACUAUGACUUUGUCUGUGCGUUUGAUCACUGAUAAGAUGCUUCUGAAUUCGAUCACUGUCAGACUGGACGAUAUGACGGCUGAAGCGUUCCUUAGUCCUCUGUUGGGUUAUUUCCUAGACGGUCUGGCGGCAAUUAUACCAUGUCCCAGAGAGAACAUAUUCCUUUUUAGCAUUCAGGAGGAUGCAAACGUUCAUGGCAAGAUCCUGAAUGUGAGUUUCUCUGCUCGCAAAGUGGAGCCAGGUGUGUCAGAUGAAUUUUACAGUCCGCAGUUCCUCCAGGAACGCGUGUACUUGAACAGAGGCAUCCUGGCGAAACUAGCUACCGUCACGGUGUUGCCUUUCGACGAUAACCUUUGCGUAAGAGAGCCCUGUUUGAAUUUCGAGGAGUGUUUGACCGUGUUGAAGUUUGGGAAUGCAUCUGGCUUCGCAAGCAGCGACACUGUGCUCUUCAGACCGAUAUAUCCGGUGACCACGUUUGCGUGCAGAUGCGCAAAGGGUUUCACCGGUAGCAAGGAGUCUUAUUUAUGCGACACGGAAGUCAACUUGUGUUAUUCGAAUCCCUGUAUGAACGACGGUACUUGUUACAGAAGAGAGGGUGGAUAUGCUUGCUCCUGUGGUCCUGAAUUCGCGGGAGAGAAUUGCGAGAUCUCUUUUGAAAAGGACUCCUGUGAACCUGGAAUUUGCAAAGGAGGUUCUCAAUGCACAAUCAAGACUACCGGUGGAUUCACUUGCGAAGGAUGCCCUGUGGCUACUUUAGAAAACGUGACACCCCUUUGCGAAUUGAAAGCGCGCAGCUUUGGUCCUGAAACCUUCCUCACAUUUGCCUCCCUUAAACAGAGGCACAGGCUGCACAUCAAACUGAGGUUCGCCACUGAAUCUGCCAAUGGUCUGUUACUCUACAACGGUCGAUACAACGAGAAACACGACUUUGUAGCCUUAGAAAUAAUCGACUCGCAAGUGCAGUUCAGCUUCUCCCUCGGUGACGAAAUUACUCGAGCAAGUGCCAGCAUACCUGGCGGAGUGUCCGACGGCCAGUGGCACGAGGUGGAAGUUUCAUACAUAAACAAAACUGUAACAGUCUCUUUGGAUAACUGCGACAUCGCUUUGGCUCUAGAAUACGGUGAAAUACUAGGGCCGAAGUGGUCUUGUGCAGGAAGAAGCGAGCAAGUGCUCGAAGAACGCUGCAGCAUCAUCACCGAGACGUGCCAUCGAUUCCUGGACCUAACAGGACCUCUACAACUGGGUGGCUUACCCGCUAUACCCUCCAGCUUCCAGAUCACAAACAAAGACUUUGUCGGCUGCAUCAGUGACCUCUACAUCGACCAUAGAUUCAUCGAUUUGAAUUCUUUCGUAGCCGAUAAUGGGACCAACCCAGGCUGCCCAGAAAAGGUUUCCUUCUGCUCGUCCAUACCGUGCAAGAACAACGGUAAAUGCCGUGAAGUGUGGUCCGGAUUCGUCUGCGAAUGCGAGGAGAACUUUGCUGGACCUACCUGCGCUGACGAGGUUGGCAAACCCUGGAACUUCCACGGGGAUGGCAUGCUUAGUUUCAAUCCUCUACUGAGACCUAUCCAGUUGCCCUGGCUGACCGCCCUCAGCCUGAGGACUCGCUCGAAGCAGGCGUUCCUCAUGAGCGUCCAAAUAGGGCAAAACAGUUCAGCGUUACUGGAGAUCAGGGAUGGUAAACUGGUCGCUUUGCUGGACGGCUCGGAUAUCAUACAGACAUCGAACAACAUAGCCGACGGGGAGUGGCAUCGAAUCGAGAUCCUCUGGCAGAGCGGGCAAGUCUCCCUGGACCAGGAUUAUCGCAACAGACCUAUAUCGUCCUCGCUGCCUGCGAAAUUACAGGGACUCUACGUGGGCAGGAUUCUUGUCGGUGGACCUGAACAAUCCACGAACACCGAACUACCGUUCUUCGACGGCUGUCUCCAGGAUAUUCGUAUCGGUACUAAUCAGAGCGUCCUGUUGCGACCGACCGUUCAGGAGAACGUCGCGACUGGCUGCAGUUCGGAGGCAGAGUGCAACGCCGACUGUCCGGAUGCAUCGAUCUGCAUGGCCAAGUGGCAGGCGAGCGAAUGCGUAUGCGCGGCAGGUCGAGUCGGGCGCAACUGCGAGCGCGUGUGCGAUUUGAAUCCCUGCAACAACACGAGCACCUGCUUGGAGGAUCCGAGUUCGCGAAGGGGUUACAGGUGCGAGUGCGACUCGCCAGAGUACUCCGGGGACUACUGCGAGAUCAAAGCCGAUCAACCUUGCCCGGCUACCUGGUGGGGUUCACCGGUCUGCGGUCCCUGCCACUGCGACGAGUCCAAAGGCUACGACCCCGCCUGCAACAAAACCACCGGCGAAUGUUAUUGCAAGGAGAACCACUAUCAACCCUCCGGGAAGAAGGAGUGCAUCCCCUGCGAGUGUUACGCGACCGGAAGCUUCGGUCCCCGCUGCGACACCGAGACAGGGCAAUGUCGGUGUCGCGUCGGUGUCAUAGGGAGAUCUUGCACGGCCUGCCCGAAUCCCUACGCGGAAGUCACCCUCCGUGGCUGCGAGGUGGUGUACGAUGGUUGUCCCAGAUCUUACGCUGAAGGUCUAUGGUGGCCCAGGACCAAAUUCGGGAUGACCGCUGUGGAAGAUUGCCCGGACACGGCCGAAGGGAAGACAUCCAGGUCCUGCGAUGACAAACUGGGCGGCUGGCAGGAGCCAGACCUGUUCAACUGCACCUCCGAAGCGUUCAUCGAACAGAGACACCAGCUGGCUGCGCUGGAAACGAAGGACUUAACACUGAACACCUACGUCGCGGUUAAGAUUGCUAAAGAUGUACAUAUUGCGGUUAAUUUGACCAAGGAACUGUACGGUGCUGACUUACUGAUCGCUGAGUCCUUGUUAAUCGCGCUGUUGCGGUACGAGGAGAGCCUGGUUGGCCUCAACCUGACCCACAGUCAGGAUAAAGACUACGUGUCCCAUCUGGUUGGCAUUGCCAGCAGCAUUUUGAAAUCUAAGUACAAGGAAAAGUGGUCCAGAAUCGAGACUCUUAAUGGGGAUACCCCUGAUAAAAUCUUGGAUGCUAUGGCGAACUACUUGAAGACUCUGACCGCAUCCCAGCAUGACACUUUCACGAGUCCUUUCGAGGUGGUUGAUACUAACGUUGUAUUGGGCUUGGACGUAGUAACCUCGGAGAGCUUAUUCGGUUACGAGACUGUAGAGUAUAAGGAAGAUCCAUCAGCGUCGACGUCCAGACCGUCUGAAGCGGAUCAGAAAGUCGUGAUACCUGAUACCUCAGGGUUUCUGUCAUCGCCUGGACUCUUUGGACCCUCGAUUACCUUCCCCAAAUACAAUAAUUACAUGGCUGAUCCGAGCAGAUUCGAUCCGUACUCCAAGAUACGUGUACCUCUUGACAUAUUAGGCAUCAAGUCAUUGAUGCAAGGGGAAUUAAACGUUAAGAAAAGUUUGGUCAAUCGAAAGGCUGUGCUGAGUUACGUGCAAUAUAAACAAUUAGGCGCCCUUCUGCCUCAAAGAUUCGACGAUUCUGUGGCAGUCAGGUGGGGCGUGGAAGUAGCAGUAGGGUCACCUGUUGUUACUGUGUCAGUUUUAGUUCCUUCUGAUGAAGGAUACGAAUCUCUAACUGGGAUUCCUUUACAGUCUCCAGUUCAGAUCAGUCUCUGGCUGAGUGAGAAGGAUGAUCUUAAGACCAGAACCAAUCCACAGUGUGUGCACUGGAGCACAACUAGAGGAGUGGGCGAAUGGAGUCGAUUGGGCUGCACCACUGAAAUCGAGGACGACUCCUUGUCUUUUGGCACAAUUGUUAAUUGCUCGUGUUUUCAACUCUCCACUUUUGCGAUACUAACUGAUGUCCUCGAUUUGGAAUACGUCCCGGAACCGUCUUUGUUGGAGGAUGUAACGAGUUACAGUGCUUUCAUGCUCGCUUUGCCUCUGCUAUUAUCCGCUUUGCUCAUCCUGGCCUUGAUACGUGGCGGUAGCACGAAUUCGAAUAGCAUACACAAAAAUCUAGUAAUGUGCGUUUUCUUCGCCGAGGUGUUAUACCUGAUCGCUCUGAAAGCCAGGAGUCCUCUAGUCUCGAACGAAUUUCCAUGCAAGUUGACGGCAAUCGGGUUGCACUAUGCCUGGUUGAGUACAUUCUCCUGGACCCUGGUUGACUCUAUUCAUCUAUAUCGAAUGCUCACUGAAAUGAGAGACGUGAACCAUGGGCAGAUGAGAUUUUAUUACACGAUGGGCUACGGUGCCCCUGCCAUCAUCGUUGGGUUGACGAUAGGGGUUAGAGCCGACCAGUAUGGAAACUUUUAUUUCUGCUGGUUGUCCAUCUACGAAACUGUGAUUUGGUCUUUGAUAGGACCAGUUUGUGUUGCCGUGUUCGUGAACUUCUGUAUCCUCAUCAUGUCAGUACGCGCGGCGUUUACGCUGAAGGAACACAUUAUGGGCUUUGGAAAUUUAAGAACGCUACUGUGGUUAUCUGUAGCCUCGUUACCUUUACUUGGAUCCACCUGGACUCUGACAGUACUUAAUGCAUCCGAGAACUCGCCGACGUUAUCAUAUUUGCUCAGCAUAGCGGUGGUGGUUCACGCAGCUUUCAGUUUGAUCGGUUAUUGCUUCAUCAACGGCAGAGUACGGAGGAACUUGUACUUGAGCCUACUGAGGUGUAUCGGAAAGAAAACUCCUCUAUUAGAGGGAAGCAUGGGAAAUGGAAGCAGUAGCCAGAACGUGAAUGGCCAUUCGCGAUCUGCGUUGGCUUACUCGUCAACAUACAGUGGCGCAGAAUCCGUGUGUAGAAGGGUUCAUGUAGGAGUCUCAACUAGUAGCACAACUUCUCGAAGUACAAAUAAGACUGGGUCCAGUCCCUAUCGUAGCGAUACGCACUUAAGGCAUACCUCGACGUCUACGAGUAAUUACAAUAGCGAUAGGGAUCCGUACUUGUCGUCUAGGAGUCAUCGAUCAGCAUUGCACUCCAGACAAGAAGUAACAGAGACACGGACACAAAGAAGGGAUUCCGAGUCCGAUUCGGACGGGUCCCAGGCGGAGGGCGGUGGUAGGAGCUUGGAUCUUGCGAGUUCGCACAGCUCCGACGAAGAGGACGUCGCGUCGAGGUCGCACAGGAACAUGGGUGUCUCGACGCAGCAGCCCGUAGCGCACAGCUACUUGCCCAAUAUUCACAGCAAUCCUGCGGAACACUUGAACAUACUUUGCUCAAACACGGAACUCUUUCCAAACAUUAAACCAAUUUACGCCCCAAGGUGGAGUUCCCAAUUGCCAGAAGCAUACCUGGCCUCAAACGUAAUGGACGUUAGGGGCAGUCAAUGGUCAGGGGGUACCAUGUCCGACAACGAGAUGGCGUCGAACAAAACGUCCAGUCCAAAUCCGUUGCCUUAUCCUGAGAUGAGCUCACCCCAGAAAAGUCAGCCCGACGAAAAUUAUUCAGAAGGCGAAGAGAAGCUUCACCAUCUGGGAGAGAAGUAUUUAUUUCCGUACACCGCUGAGGAGGAUCACACCGUCUCGCCCACACCGUACAUAUUACCAAUGUCUUCCCGGAUCCUCGCAUCCAGCAUGAGUCAUCAUUCGCAGAACUCCAACCACGAGAAUUUGAGCGGUUCAGAAAGGUAUGGAAGCUUGAAGAGGGGUCAGAGUCUGCACGGUUCUCAGCACGACAACCUCAGUGGUUCUGAAAGAUACGGUAGCUUGAAGCGUGGCAAAAUCACGCCGACUGUGCUGGAGGAUUCGCCGGAGUAUAUUCUACCUAUGAGCGGUAGAAUAUUGUCUAGUUCGUUGAGCCAUGAUCUACAGCACAGCAACGAGUUGGCUGCUCUUCGACAGCAGCAGCAGCAGCAGCAAUACGAGCAAACAAUCACUGAGACCGAGAAGGAUACUAACGCGGAAACGUCAGUAUGAUGGGCUCCGUUCUACAAACAAACACCGUACAAAGUAAUCUAACGUACUAUUAGCUUAAAAUUCAAAUGAAAUAUAUAUAAAUAUAUACAUAUAUUUCUUAGAGCUGUAAUUGUUCUAAGAUAUAUUUUAAGAGCGGCCAUGACUAUACUUAAGAGGAUAGCCAUAUCGGUUAGUAUGUAUGUGUGAGUGCCUGUACGUAUGUAUCUAUUAUAUACGCAUACGCUUGUCGUUAUUUUGUUCAUUUCGUGUGAUUUUACGCCUCGGUUUCGAAGCGUGACUCUUCCGAUUCUUUUAUAGUCGGAAGACAAAAUGAUCUCUAGUUCAUUUCAUUGCUCGUGUAAUUAACUUCACUUUCUCCAGUACCUUAAUUCUCUUAACUCAUUAUUUGUGCAAUGUAUACAUUCCACUUCCUUUUUUUUUUUAUACAUAUAUAUUUAGAU
This is a messenger RNA of Osmia lignaria (orchard mason bee), 10449 nucleotides long. It is a transcript of the gene stan, whose product is annotated as protocadherin-like wing polarity protein stan. Gene Ontology annotation, molecular function: calcium ion binding; G protein-coupled receptor activity. The record is from RefSeq and is a predicted model, not a curated record. Lineage: Eukaryota; Metazoa; Arthropoda; Insecta; Hymenoptera; Megachilidae. Gene Ontology annotation, biological process: homophilic cell-cell adhesion; cell surface receptor signaling pathway; G protein-coupled receptor signaling pathway. Gene Ontology annotation, cellular component: plasma membrane.